CUAUGCCAGAUGACAAGAAGAAGACGCUGGAAGAGGAGGAGGACAUCAUCUCCAAGGCCAUCGGGGAGUUCGGCAAAUGGCAACUACUCGUGACCUUCCUGCUGUCCCUCUUCAACAUACCGUGUACGUGGCACAUCUUUGCCCCCACGUUCCAUUCCGCCGAGAAGGAGACCUGGUGCUCGCGACCUGACGCCUUCAGGGACGUCGCGCCGUCCCUAUGGAAAAACUGCACGGGGCAGACAUUGGACUUUUGCUCCAUGCUUGACGUCGUCGCGGCGAACGUAACGGAAAGUGAUUUGUGCGCGAGUUCGAGUAACUUAGGGAGGAUACAGUGCCACGGUUGGGAGUUCGGUGGGCAGGGACAAACCAUUAUAUCCGAGUUUAACCUGGUCUGUGAUAGGAAAAGUUUAACCAGCCUCGCCGAAAUGAUGUUCCUCGCUGGUGUCGCCAUUGGAGGUCUGGUGUGUGGUAUAAUAUCUGAUAAAUAUGGUAGAAAAAGAACCCUAAUGGCAUCUGUUCUAAUCCAAAGCUUACUUGGCACAGCUAUCGCUUUUUCACCCUGGUUUCUAAUGUAUGCCAUACUGAGGGCUGCUCUGGGCUUCAUAUCGGUUUCAGUCGUGUUCAGCGGCUUCGUGCUGUCAAUAGAACUUGUCGGAGGACACUGGAGAACGGUGGCAGGAAUCUCUUAUCUGUUCCCGGUUUCUCUCAGCUACAUGUCAAUAGCUGGCAUCGCCUGGCUGUUAAACGAAUGGAGACAAUUGCAGUUGGCUAUAUCUCUGCCCGGAUUCCUCUUUCUCGGACUGUGGUGGAUAUUGCCGGAGUCCCCAAGAUGGCUGCUGGCCGUUGGUCGCACUCAGGAAGUGAUGGUGAUUUUGGAAAAAGCGGCCAAAGCGAACGGCAGAGACCUUCCUCCAAACAUUGACAAGCAGUUGCUGCCGGAAUCUCCCGAAGAACCAGCGGAAAACGUGAACGUAUUGGAUUUGUUCAAAACAGCGCAGAUGAGGAAGAAAACUGUGUGUUUGUUCCUCAUUUGGUUCAGUGUCUAUUUGGUUUACUACGGACUGGUGCUUAAUCUGGCAAACAUUGGAGGAAAUUUGUACGUCAAUUCUGUGCUCCAAGGUGCUGUGGAGAUCCCAGCGGUGGCCAUAAGCAUAUUCAUUCUACUGAAAGGAGGUAGAAGGUGGCCCCUGUCUCUGACCAUGAUCAUCUCUGGAGUAGCUUGCGCUUGCACGCUGCCUUUAUACCUCUUUCACCAUUUGCAGUGGGCCACCACUUCCUUAGCCAUGUUGAGCAAGUUCUGUAUCAGUUCCUCGAAUGCCGUUAUGCCUGUCUUCACGGCGGAACUUUAUCCCACAACCAUUAGGAAUAUAGGAGUCGGUGCUGCCAACGUGUCAGCAGGCAUUGCGCUGAUGCUGGUUCCGUAUUUGUGGGAUUUGUCUUCAAUCCAUACGAGUGUUCCAAUGUCAAUGUUGGCCUUUUUCGGCAUAUUUGGAGGUCUCUCAGUGCUGUUUCUACCGGAAACUGGUGGUGUCCCACUCAUUGAAACGAUCAAGGAGGUGGAAAACGUGAAAAGGAUGAACGAGGCCGAAACUAGCGAGUCCAAGAGGAUAAACAACAACUGCUGUACAUAAACGGGACUAUAUCAAUAUUAUUUAAACUUAAAUGUGGCUUCUAGUUCCUUACUUUGUUUAAAAAGUGAUUAAAAUACUCGAUUACAUAGACUAUGAUAGCGAUCCUAUCUUGGGACCCUCAGGAGUCAAAGAAAAAGACAUCGAAGCUAAAAAAAAUUUAGGGCAUAUCUAUUUAGCAAUAACCUAAUAGAAGCGAAAA
Molecule: messenger RNA, 1830 nt
Organism: Anoplophora glabripennis (Asian longhorned beetle)
Lineage: Eukaryota; Metazoa; Arthropoda; Insecta; Coleoptera; Cerambycidae
Product: organic cation transporter protein
Exons: 6
Coding region: 3-1631 (542 amino acids)
Biological process (GO): transmembrane transport
Cellular component (GO): membrane
Molecular function (GO): transmembrane transporter activity
Source: RefSeq, a predicted model, not a curated record